Molecule: messenger RNA, 2247 nt
Organism: Penicillium angulare
Lineage: Eukaryota; Fungi; Ascomycota; Eurotiomycetes; Eurotiales; Aspergillaceae
Exons: 1
Coding region: 1-2247 (748 amino acids)
Source: RefSeq, a predicted model, not a curated record
AUGACUACCUUUCAUCUCCACAAUCGCUCUGUUUCAGCAGACUGUCAUGGGUCGUCGUCGCUGACCUUUGCUCUACAGGCUUUGCUCCAUCGUCAUGAAAGUUAUAUGGCCGAGGCGGAAGACGAUCGCCGGCGAUUACUUGAGAAUGUCGAUGCACUCGAGCGCGAAAAGCGCCAGGUCCAAGAAGAGAAUGCGCGCAUUGUUGAGGAGAACCGAAGUCUUCUAGAGCAGCUUGAUGGUUUAAACAAGGCCGUCGUUGACUCAGAUGACCAUGUACGGUCGCUUACUCUUACUUUGGAAAGCACACAGUCGGAAUUACGCAGAUUAACCGUUGCUGCAUCCCGUGCUGCCGAAUUAGAGAUGCAAUUAGCAAUCAUGGAAAGUGAGCAGUCGAAACUGCAGGACAGUUUGACAUCUGCCCAGGAGGACGAGAAGUCUGCUCUUCAGCGCUGGCGCAAUGCCGAGAACACAUUACGAGGCCUUCAUGAUCAGGUUGAGCGCAUUGAAUCCGAAGCUCGCGAGGAACGCGAAAGACACGAGGAACUGGUGGAGCGAAUGGAGCGAAAGCGCAAUGUGGAACGUGAGCUUGACAAUGCAGCCGUUCGAUUGAAAGGUGCUGCCGCGACGUCCGAACUUGGCCGCAAUCCUGGUACCCAGGUGGUCUCGCGUUUUGUCAAGGAUAUCUUGCAAGAUAAUGCAAAUCUGCAAGUCGGUAUUAUGGAGUUACGUGAGAUGCUUGACAACUCCAAUCAGGAAGUACAACAUCUUCGAGACCAGGUUUUCUCUCAUCAGCCGCUGGAAGGUGUGGAUGAAGAAAGCAACUCUCAAGUUGCGCCUAUGACGACGUUAUCCGAAGAACUAGAGACGAAAGAGUCAAAAGAACGCCGUGUGUCACAAGAAUUUCACAUCCACCAUCACUAUCACACACCGACAUCCUCAAAAAAGGACAAAGGCACUGCCAAUCGUCGUGUCAAGAAGAAGAGGCCUUCGCUGGGAAGCCCCGUCCCUAUGCAUUCAGCCGUUGGCACUCAUUCCCCUCGCCGUUCUAUUCAUCGCUCCCAAUCAUCAGGCUCAUCCAUGAACACCAUCUUAUCCCAAACCUCCGUCUCUAUUCCGCCACAAUCCUCAUCGCGUCGAUGGUCACUACAAUCACCACCACUUCCGGCCGAUUCAGUGGCCAGUUCCCCACAGUCUGCAUUUCGUACCUCUUCCAUCUUUGACCGCGUCGAGCGAGGGUAUGAUUUCUCUCAACCCACUAGUCCCGAUAGCACAGUCUUCUCGUCUCCAAUUAUGGAAGCGUAUAAUUCCAAAGGCUUUGACCCCCCAUCCAGACCUUUGGGUGGCUUCGACAAUUUUGACUACACGCCCCACGAAGAUUCACCUUUCAACGGGGACCAGUAUGAUCGGCCUGCAUAUCUCGAUCUCUGCGAUGGCAUUGCGACGCACCCAGCUAUUCCGGAGGAAUCAGAAUCUUCACCACCCUACGGAAUAUACGCUCAAUCAUCCGCAGAGCGACGCUCUUCAGCAACCGCCGAGGAUGUUCUGGGACUACAAGCCCCCUAUACACCUUCCCUACGGAAGUCCACAUCCCACGACAGCCUCCUCUCCGUCGCCGGGAUGGACAUCCACACCCCGAUCAGCCGGCAACCACGCAUGGGCGACUGGCAUUCGGGCAUGCGACUCCCCCAACGCCUCAUGUCCUCUAGUAUAUCCCUGGCUUCCACGCCUCCAGUCAUCUCAGCGCCUACAGUCACUGCCGAUCGAGCCAAGGGCCCUGAAAAAUCUUCCCGCUCCCUCCUCGCUUCAAUGGCAGCAGCAAGCACAUCAGCUACGAUUCUCCCGUCUGACUCUGCUUCUAUUGCCUCCGCAGACAGCACCAGCACCUCCUCCACAACACCUACAAACAGUCGCAAACCCUCCACGUUGGGUCGCCGCGUGGGCGGCUGGGUCUUGGGUCGGUGGGGCAUGGCUCCAGUCUCAGAGAACUUGGAUUCCGAGAGCGAAGGCCGUAUUGCCGCCAUUCAAUCAGCACUUUCUUCAAAUUCCUCUGAAUCAACGCCAAGCAAGGUUCAUUCGCACGAGCCACCGACAGCUGAUCCCCCAUCAGCUCUCCAGUUCAGAUUCCCAGGCGUGAAUCAAAAAGGUCCAAUCAUGGGCCUCCGUGCUCCACCCCCAGCACCGAUUACCGUUCAAGUCCAAGGUAUAGAUGAGAAUCUGCUACGAGAAAGCCUUGCUGACAACACUUGA